AGCCCCCACCAACCACCACCCACAUCUCCAAUUUGAAAGCCGCCUCUCUACCGGGAGAGGAAGGCUCUUUUUCGGUCAGAUGGCGUGCUGCAGUCCGCCCCCGUCAUUCUCCAGCCCACACAGACAGGGCAGCCAGCAACCAAUACGCUGCGCCGGAGGAGGUUUUCUGCCAGUGAUUUCAGACGAGGUACGAUACGCAAAGGGGAUUUACUACGCCAAUCUGCGCCGGGGAAGCUUUCGGCGAUAGGCAACAGGUUUCAGUCCGGGAGUAACGACCUGUGACAUCGGGCGGCAGGAGGGACACCUUCCCCUUAUUACGUCUCUGUGCACAUCCGUCUACCCGAUCUGAGGAAGGUUCAUGUCUUUCCUUUCUCCUGCCUAAACUUUCCAGUGCCGUGUGCCAUGUCUCUGCCACGCACACUUGGGGAGUUGCAGCUCUAUCGGGUGCUGCAGAGGGCCAACCUGCUGGCCUAUUAUGAAACCUUCAUCCAGCAGGGUGGCGAUGACGUGCAGCAGCUCUGUGAGGCAGCAGAGGAGGAGUUUCUGGAGAUCAUGGCACUAGUUGGCAUGGCCACCAAGCCACUGCAUGUGCGUAGGCUGCAAAAGGCCCUCCGAGACUGGGCGGCGAACCCUGCCCUUUUCAGCCAGCCCGUGUCGAACGUUCCUCUCGGGGGCAUCCCACUCUUCAAAGUGGACAGCGCCAGUGGACCAGCAGGCGGGCCCAGGAAGUCUGUGAGCAAUGGGCAGCCUGGGUCUCCGUGUGAAAGGGAGGAUCGUGCGUGUCUUACUCCAAUGCACAGUGGGAGUCCAAGAAGCCCCUGCUCCCAGGCCUCCCCACAGCCACCGGACACACACUACAGGGAAAAACUGUCACCCAUGGACCCACACUGGCUCAGCCCAGAGCCUGAUGGGAACUGCACGUUGGCUUCUGCUUCUGGGAUAGAGGAGGAGCCGCCCAGCCCACCUCUGCUCUCGACGUGUCACCCGGGUCCCUCCACGUCUCCGAGCCCCUCUGCCUCUUUCGCCCCGGCGGUCCUGUCAGCCUGGCCCGGAGGCCAGCUGGAUGGGGAGACGGCGAGGGCGGUGGUGGAGAGUGUGGAGAGGCUCCUCAGGACCCUACCCAGGUCAGAUCCUGCAGAAGUAAAGACUUUGCUUAGGAUGAACAAGAAGAUGGCAAAGACUGUGGGGCACAUCUUCAAAAUGGGGUCCCAGGAUGUGAACAAAGAAGAAGAGAUCCGGAAGUACAGUCUCAUUUAUGGACGCUUUGACUCCAAGAGGAGAGAAGGGAAGCAGCUCACACAUCAUGAGUUGAUCAUCAAUGAAGCUGCAGCCCAGUUCUGUAUGCGCGACAAUGCCCUUUUGCUGAGACGGGUGGAACUCUUUUCUUUGGCUCGGCAGGUGGCAAGAAAAUGUGCCUACACCUCCACACUAAAGCAUGCAAGGACAAAUGCAGAUGAGAACAGCGUACUGUCCCAGAAGAGAGCGAGAUACGAGAUAAUUGUGCCUGAGAGCGUGUCAUCACUUCUCGGAGUGGAGGGCUCGGAGGGCUUGAACCAGCGGGGAGAUGAUGACAGCUUAUCUGCAGAGAGCCUUGACAGUGUAUCACAUGACAUCGGCUCACAGUGCAACCAGUCUCCAUCCCCCCGUCCCCACACUGACACCUCCAACCCUGCCAACUGGAGUCGCCAUCUCAUACAGCAAACGCUAAUGGACGAAGGGCUGCGAUUGGCUCGGAUGGUGUCACAUGAUCGGGCUGGCAAGCUCAGCCUAGGGUCAGAAGGAACUCACUCUACAGACCUUGACAGUAAAGUGGAGAGGCGGAGCUCGAUAACACCGUGCAGGAGCAGUAGCCCUUGCAUCACCAAAGACGACUCUAAUCACCGCGGGAAAUGAAAACGCUCAGCUGUUUGUCAGGGAACUUGUUCUCAGGCCUGCCACUGAACUCCACUCAGCCACACAGGCUGUUGCUGAGCAGGCUUUUCCCCGUCUACUCGCAUCACUGACAUCUGAUGAGGAGGAGACUCUGAUCAAAAUCAAUACAGUAAAUGUCAAAAAUUACCAGCGACCGAUAUCAUAAACCUGCAGUGACUGAACACUGAAGUUCAAAAUGUCCUGUUUUGACAUUAUAUUCAGUAAGUAUGUAGGGGAGACACUUUAUUUUUUAAAUACGUGGACUACACGUCCUGCUGAGGAUGGAAAAAUUAAUGGAUUUUGUCAGGAAAAGGCUGAUAUUUUGGCAAAUUAGUCAGUUUGUUGUGAGAAGUGUGUUUAAAGUGUCACCUGUUUCAGAUGAAAUGGGCUCGACACAGCAGGGGGCACUGCAACUUUGGAAAUUGACUCUCUUAACUUACUCCAGUAACAUGCUGUAGUUAUGUAACGGGACAAUGUGGUUUAGUUGGGAGACUUUUAUUUACAUUUCCAGCAAGUUACAACAUAAAAACAGUCAGAUUACGUUCUAAGCAGCUUCUCACCCUCAGGAAACAAAUGGAUGUUCUGGGUUUUGAAGUCACCGUGUUAGAUAUUCUUUAGGAUUUAAAGAUGAGGAUGAAUAAAGUUAGUAAAUAAAAGAGGGUUUGUGAUAUAAGUUGAUCUAGAUAACACGCAAACACAGCCGUCAGAUUCACAAGCCUUGUGUCCUUUGCUGCAUUAACUAAUCGCCCAUGAGGGCAUGCUGAGGUUUAUUAGAUAUAAAGCCAUGGGUCUUCAUCAUCCACUCCCUCACAUCCUUCGGUAAUGAUAUUUUGCACAAGCGGCUGAUAUGGUGUUUGCAAGAGAUAAUUCUUCAGGCUUUUCAUUAUCUUUAAUCAUGUGAAGAUACACACCUAUUCUAAACCCAGCGGCAUGAAAAUAAGAAUGCAGCUUUAUUGAUUUGCAGUCUUUAAGUUUCAGUUGCCUCUCUCUCUACAGUGAAAUCAGGUUUCAGGCUCAGCUACAGUGUCUUGCUCAAGGGCCCUUCAGCAGGGAGGAUGCUUGCUGUCGUCCGCUGCUUUUCCCCUCUCAUCUUUACUUUAUCUCUUGUUCCCAAUGGGUGCCAUUGUACAGCCUUUCUGCAUUCAAAACAGCAUUGCAAGAUUUAGAGAAUAAAAAAAAAAGACAUUUGCCACACAAGCAUUUUUCAGAAAAUGUGGUGGUUUGUGUAGAUUUUUUUAGGUGUAGCGGAGACUUACAACAUGGCAGUGUGUUUUUGGGAUGAUUUCUGUAGUCUUAGAUAUUAACUAGGUGAACCUUAUGUUAGUUUCCCUUUUGAAAAACAGUUCUUUUGUCCUUUGAGGCUUAUAGUAAAUUAGGGUGACUAAUCUUUCUUUACUUACCUACUUAAGUUUUAGAAAAAGAAAAAAAAGACAUGCAGAUGUUUCAAGGAAGAAAUCUCAUGGUGCUUGACUCUUGAUACAGCAGCUCCUACAAGCAACGUCAGCCUGUUCGGCCCAGUUGUAAAUUGUUAAAGUGUAUUCAGAAUUCAUGUAAUGACGAGGCUCAUAUCGAUAAUGAUUACAACUUUUUUGAUUUUUGUAUACUUAACCACAGAGUAUGUCGGUGAGGUAGCUUGCUGUGCAUCAGUUACACCUGCCUGUCUCUUGAACAUUAGUAACUUCCUCAGUUUAUUAUGUUGCAAACAGAUUAUUUAUUUUGUUACAUCUCAAUAAAUGUUAUUUUAUUGCUUAAAACCACAGCGUGUUGCAUU
Molecule: messenger RNA, 3682 nt
Organism: Morone saxatilis (striped sea-bass)
Lineage: Eukaryota; Metazoa; Chordata; Actinopteri; Moronidae
Gene: nab2
Product: NGFI-A binding protein 2 (EGR1 binding protein 2)
Exons: 8
Coding region: 403-1893 (496 amino acids)
Biological process (GO): negative regulation of DNA-templated transcription
Cellular component (GO): nucleus
Molecular function (GO): transcription coregulator activity; transcription factor binding
Source: RefSeq, a predicted model, not a curated record